AUUAUAUUCGCAGCAUUAGCUGCGCUGUGCAGCGCUGAGAAGCUCGACCGGACGUACCUUCCGCCAGCGUCUGCCAAAACCGCAGGCGGGUCCGCAGGGUCGCUGCAAGCUCCACUCGUGUCCGGAGAUGAGCUGCCAGCUGGCGGCUUCGUCAAUGAAGCCCAGGGUGUGGUGGUAGACGCAGCCGCAGCCGGCACCAGGGCCUCCUGGCGUGAAGAAACCGGACUUGGAGGAUCAAGAGAGUCCUACGGCUCCACAGCAUCCAAGGUCGGCGAUGCUGCCUUCAGGGAAUCGGCCUUCAGCCAAAUCCCUAACACAUUUGCCAGAAUUGCCCCCAUACCUGAGCAUGAAACGCCAAUCGGCCCGGUAUUUGAAGGUCAGGUCUUCAAAUCCAAGACUUUACUCCCCCAAGCCUCGAAAGACUACAAUUCAAACACAUUGUCGUACCAAAAUAAUGUUGAAUCGCACAAAUACAACUAUGGCUUCCAAACCGACAAUGGCAUUGCCGUUGGAGAGAAUGGAGUGGCUCACGAUGGAAUCCACGCGCAAGGCGGAUACUCCUACAAGGGUAACGACGGGCAGGACUACAAAGUGACGUACACCGCUGACAAGGGAGGGUAUCAGCCCCAGGGAAGCCACUUGCCGACUCCUCCACCGAUCCCUGAUGACAUCAUCAAGUCCAUCGAAGAGAACGCUAAGGAGGAGGCUGCUGGUCAUUAUGAUGAUGGCUCAUACGACUCGCAGAAAUACAAUGCGGAAGGCGAUUACGCUGACAGCGUUAAGCAUGAUGAUAAACUGAGCCUAUUCGAGAAGCGACCUGGAUCUCAAGCGAGUGGGGUGGUCAUCAAUCAGAACAACCAAGCAGGUUCUGCCUUCCCUGGUUUUGGUUCAGUGUCUACGGAUAAGCCUCUAGCGUUCAGCACUUAUAAGCCAGUGUAUGGAUCCAGCCAAUCUGGCCAGAGCCAUGGCUUUGGCUCUUUUGGAUCUUCCAGUUUUGGUCAAAGUGGUCAAGGAGUCCACACGCCUUCGAAGACUCAAUUUGGUCAGUCAAGCUUUGGGUCCCAACAAACUAUAACUCAAUUUGGUUCUCAAUUCGCCCAAGGAUCUAAACCUGGCUUCGGUUUUCAAACUGUUAAGCCACAGUUUGCCCUUAACCAGCCAUCUCAAGACUCAAGUAUUUUGCCAAGCACGGCAUCUUCUUUCACGCAGUUUGGAAGUCAAUCCGGCCAGCAAUCAGUACAAGGUUUGGACAUCCAACAAAACAAGCCUCUCGAAGGUGUUUUCAGCAAGCCUGGCACCAACAAUUUUGGAUCUUUGACUUCGAACUUGGGGCAAACAGGUUCAUCAAAUGUAGCUGAGAAAGAAUACUCGCCAUCGGUUAGCAACGACAGCCCAGCUCAAAGCGUGGAUUAUCAGAAACCACAGAUUGGAAUUGAUUCAACCCCUGCUUUUGUUAGUGGUGUUAAGCCAGUUGGCUUUGUCUCACAGUCUCAAGGCUCCAGUGCCACUGCCUCUGCAUCUGUCACCGGUUCUCAAACUAGUUUAAGCGGUUUAUCUCCUCAAGUUUUAGGAGGACUUCAAGGCCCAUCCAAAUCGCAACAAGGUCAAUAUUCUCCUCAGCCAUCAAUACCCCAAUUUGGAAGUAAACCUGUUGGUCUAUCAGCUAUUCUCAAACCAGCUUCUGCAUAUCCUCAAAACUUCGGAUUAAUUGGUGACAAGAAGCAGCCGCAACCAGCAGGGUUCCUAGUCGGCUCUGAUGAGUCUAGUUCAGGGCAAAAUUCGCAAGGCGAAGAUCACUCAUACCAUUACAAGCAACCAGCGAAGCCGUUCAACAGCCCUUCAUCAGUAUCACAAGGAUCGAGCCUAUCAGCUGGACAAAUAUCGCAAACAAGCAACCAAUUCUCAAGUUUUAACGCACAGUCGUCACAGAAGGAACAAUCAUCAGCAUCCAGCAAACCUUUCGGAUCAGCUUCUCACACCACAAACUCUGAUGCGUACCAACCAUCCCACAAUGCUGUGACUCAAGCAGCAGUAUCACCAUUCCCUUCACCAUCCCCGAGCCCAGUACCCUCAUUCCCCCAGAAAGUGCCUGCUCAACAAUCGUUCCAACAAGGUUCUAACAAUUUCUUGGGCCAGAAACCUUCAACUCAAAAGGAGCAAUCUUUGUUCGGUCAAACGAGUUCUGUUGCUUUCGUAGAAAGCCAGAAAGCCCCAAUAAGUUCUCAGAAUGCUCCAUCGGUUCCCGCACAACAAUAUACAGGAGAACUGUAUGAAUAUAACAAGCCGCAGCAAGGUAUCCCAGCUCCUACCCCGAGUUCCACUCCUAGCUCAUUAGGAACGUUCGGUCAGCCAAGCCAGGGGAGUUUCUCGCAAGGAUCAUUAAGCUCGUCCCAGUUUGGCCAGCCCUCUUUAUCUGGUAGUAAGCCAGCAUCAAAGCCCCAAUUUGGCUUUGGUCAAAGCAGCCAAUCAGGUUCAUAUUUUGGCAACAAGCAGCAAGGUUUUCAAUCUCAAUUUAACACACAAAAUGUACAUGGAUCGCAAAGUCAGUUUGGUGCUCAACCAUUAAAACCCUUCGGAUCCCAGUUUGGUAACCAAGGGCUAAAGCCUCAAUUUGGAUCACAGUCGUCACAGGGCAGCUUUUCACAAACUCAGCCUUUAAAGCCUUUUGGUAGUAAUUCGCAAUUUGGCGUCUCAGGAACUAAACCUCAAUUCGGCCAGGGGUCCCAAUCUUUCCAAGGUAGUAGCUUCCAACAGUCUACUCAGCAAUCUUCUCAGGGUAACAAGGCCACAAACAUUUACUUACCACCUAUUAGCAUAACUUCGUCUUUGGGUAUCCUAGGAUCAAAACCUCAAGUUGGUCAAGGAUCUCAAUCUUCACAAAGAAGCGUUCAGCAGUCUACACAGUCCAGUCAGUCUGUGACGCAACAGGCUCAAGAAUCCCAUACACAAUUAGGUUCGGAGCCUAGCAAACCUUUCGGUGUAGCAUCUCAGAUUGGUAGCCAAAACAAGCCUCAAGUCAGCCAAGUGUUCCAAGCUUCACAGGGCUCAUUCCAACAGACCAAUCAACAAACAGUGGGUUCUGCACAAGGACAGGGCUCUCAAUCGCAGUUUGGCAUUCAGUCUUACAAACCAUUCGGAUCCCAAUUCGGUACUCAGGGAACAAAGCCUCAGUCCAUUUCGAUACCACAGAAGUCCCAGGGAAGCUUAUUCCAAUCGCAGACAACUUCUCAGACUAUAGGCACGCAGCAAUCAGGCCAGGGUACUUUGUCUCAGUUUGGAAGUCAGUCAUCAAAACCAUUCGGUUCUUCUCAAUUCGGAGUCCAAAAUUCUAAGCCCCAGUUUGCUCAACCACAAAGUACAUCUCAGGAAGUUCCCUAACCCAGACCCAAGUGUCUCAACAGACAGUUGGUUCCCAGCAACAAUCCGCUUUUGAAGCUCAAAAUCAGUUUGCUUCUCAAUCUAACAAACCUUUUGGCUCACAGUUUGGCUCUCAGGGAGCUAAACCUCAAUUGGGUCAGGUGUCACAAACCCACGGCAGCUCUAUCUCUCAGACUCAAAUAACACAGCAGACUAUCGGGUCUGCGUUCGACAAACAACAACAAACGAAGCCUGAUAAUGUUUACCUUCCCUCAAAGCCUUCGACCGUAACACCCCAAUUCGGAGUUCAGGAAUCUAAGCCCCAAUUUGGACAGGUGCCUUCCUCCCAAGGUAGUACCUUCCAGCAGUCUACUCAGAGCGUCCAACAAACUGUCGGUUCUCUAGGUUUAUCUGGUGGUCAACCAUCCAAGCCUUUCGGUACUACAACCCAAUUUGGUGUCAAGCCUCAAGGCAGUUCGUUCACUCAAACUCAGACAGCUCAAAACUCAGAGAGCACACAACAGCAGUCAGGAC
Manduca sexta (tobacco hornworm) is the source of this 3891-nucleotide messenger RNA. RefSeq names its product nuclear pore complex protein NUP98B-like. The record is from RefSeq and is a predicted model, not a curated record. Lineage: Eukaryota; Metazoa; Arthropoda; Insecta; Lepidoptera; Sphingidae.